UUUGUGUUUUCAAUACUUUUUAUAAACAAAUAAUUUUGCGAUCAAUGAGUGAUCACUCAAGUGAUGAUUAUAUGAUUAUUAAGUAACCAUUUGAUGACCACUGAUGGCAACUAACGAUAACAAGGAUGUGAUUGAAUUGGAAAGCAUUGAAGUACUUGAAGCAAAUCAAUCACAAUAUCUUAAACCACAUCGACUUCACUACAAACUCAAUGGCAGACCAUUGAUAUGGGAUCUGAUGAAAGUACACGACAGCGUAUCAAUAGUUUUGUAUAACCGGUCGACAAAUCGGCUAAUAUUUGUCCGUCAAUUUCGUCCGGCGGUCUUCUUUGCCUUUGUCUGCAAAAGUGUUGAUUCAAUAGAUUUGAAUAUGUUUUCCAAAGACAAUAUCAAUCAAUUUAAUGAAUUGUUGGUGAAAAACAAAAAUCUUGGUUUUACUAUUGAACUUUGUGCCGGUAUUGUUGAUAAACAAGGAAAAACUAUUAAAGAAAUUGCGAAAGAAGAAGUCGAAGAAGAAACCGGAUAUUUGGUCGACACUAAUUGUUUGCAAUUUAUUUCUUCAUUCCGAAGUGGAGUUGGAAUAUCUGGAUCUUUACAGCACUUGUAUUACUGUGAAGUCACAUGUGAAACACCUAAAGGAAAGGGAGGGGGAGUAGACGGGGAACAGAUCGAAGUGCUUGAACUAACCAUAGACGAGGCAAAGAAGUUGCUCUAUUGUGGGGACUCGGAGGCAAUGAUGUCGAGACCGGCUGGUCUGCUGUUUGGUCUCAGUUGGUUCCUAUAUCAACAUUUACCAACUCUUAGUUAAAUCUUAUAUUAGUAU
Oppia nitens is the source of this 820-nucleotide messenger RNA. RefSeq names its product uridine diphosphate glucose pyrophosphatase NUDT14-like. Lineage: Eukaryota; Metazoa; Arthropoda; Arachnida; Sarcoptiformes; Oppiidae. The record is from RefSeq and is a predicted model, not a curated record. Gene Ontology annotation, molecular function: metal ion binding; UDP-sugar diphosphatase activity. Gene Ontology annotation, biological process: nucleoside phosphate metabolic process; ribose phosphate metabolic process. The transcript has 7 exons. The coding region runs from base 104 to 805 and encodes 233 amino acids.